Molecule: messenger RNA, 9551 nt
Organism: Pristis pectinata (smalltooth sawfish)
Lineage: Eukaryota; Metazoa; Chordata; Chondrichthyes; Rhinopristiformes; Pristidae
Gene: sema5ba
Product: sema domain, seven thrombospondin repeats (type 1 and type 1-like), transmembrane domain (TM) and short cytoplasmic domain, (semaphorin) 5Ba
Exons: 24
Coding region: 379-3639 (1086 amino acids)
Biological process (GO): neural crest cell migration; semaphorin-plexin signaling pathway; positive regulation of cell migration
Molecular function (GO): semaphorin receptor binding; chemorepellent activity
Source: RefSeq, a predicted model, not a curated record
UGGAACCACUGCGUGCUGGAAAGACACUUCUUAAAUGCAACCGGGAUUACAGCGAGGCAGAAAACAGAAAACAUUUCUUUCUUAAGUACACUGGACAACCAUUUUUAUGCUGUGAUGGUGGGAUUGGAACAUAUCUACGGAUCAAUGGCCUGGAACUAACAACCACGAUAUGAAUAACAUGGAAUUCUCCCUCUCCCCACACCCCCUCAAAGAAUGGUCUUCGGGGAAUGAAUCAGCGAAGCACAGCCCACAGACCGAGCUGCUUUGACCCAAGUUACACGGGAACAUACAGACAAGAGUUGCAACACACUUGUGAUGCAGCCACGACACAUCUCCCAAAUCCCACCACCUUGGUAGCCAAGAGGAUUGACAGCUACCAUGGGGACCCGGCGGCUGGUGACCUGCUGUCUGUCUGUCCCAUGCUUCCUGCUUCUCAUCAGCUGUAACGUCCUGGCUUUCAUGAGUGCAGAGCACCUCCUGCAGUGUGGCAAGAAGGAGCACCCCAUGGUCCUCUUCAGAGAUUUGAGUCCAUGGGUGUCAAAUUUUAGCUUUCCAGGAGUCUCUGACUAUUCUCAACUGGCCAUUGAUCUCAGCAGGAACCAACUGAUAAUUGGAGCCAGAAACUACCUCUUCCGCCUCACGUUGGACAAUGUCUCUCUUAUACAGGCAAUGGAGUGGGGUCCUGAGGAAGAUACCAAGAAGGCUUGUCAGAGCAAAGGGAAGACCGAGGAGGAAUGUCAGAAUUAUAUCCGAGUGCUGCUCAUCAAUGGAAAGAAAAUCUUUGCUUGUGGAACCAAUGCCUUUUCUCCAACCUGCACCAAUCGACAGCUGGGAAACCUGAGCAGGAUCUUCGACAAGAUUAAUGGCGUAGCAAGAUGUCCCUAUGAUCCCAAACACAAUUCCACCGCUGUGAUUACCUCACGAGGGGAGCUGUAUGCGGCCACUGUGAUAGACUUUUCAGGUCGAGACCCGGCGAUCUAUCGUAGUUUGGGAAACAGACCUCCUCUUCGAACUGCGCAGUACAACUCAAAAUGGCUCAACGAACCAAACUUCAUCUCAGCCUACGACAUCGGCCUGUUCAUCUAUUUCUUCUUCCGCGAGAACGCCGUGGAGCACGACUGCGGCAAGACUGUCUACUCUCGGGUCGGGCGGGUGUGCAAGAACGACAUAGGCGGCCGCUUUCUGCUGGAGGACACGUGGACAACCUUCAUGAAGGCCCGGCUGAAUUGCUCCCGUUCGGGAGAGGUCCCCUUUUACUACAACGAGCUGCAGAGCACAUUUUACCUUCCUGAGCAAGACCUCAUCUAUGGCAUCUUCACCACCAAUGUGAACAGCAUCGCAGCCUCUGCAAUCUGUGCCUACAAUCUCAGCGCCAUCACCCAGACCUUCAAUGGACCCUUCCGAUAUCAGGAGAACCCUCGGUCAGCUUGGUUGCCUGCUUCAAACCCCAUUCCCAACUUCCAGUGUGGCUCACUUGGUGACCACGGGCCCAACGAGAACCUGACCGAGCGCAGCCUCCAGGACGCCCAGCGUUUCUUCCUCAUGAAUGACGCGGUGCAGCCGGUCUCUGUUGACCCACUAGUAACUCACGACAAUAUGCGUUUCUCAAAGCUUGUGGUGGACAUCGUGCAAGGCAGGGACACGCUGUACCACGUGAUGUACAUUGGCACAGAGCAUGGCACCAUUCUGAAAACCCUCUCAUCCGAGAACAAGAGUCUGGGCGGCUGCUACUUGGAAGAACUGCAGCUGCUUCCACCUGGUCAACGGGAACCCAUUCGAAACUUACAGAUCCUGCACAGUGACCGGUCCCUGUUUGUGGGACUCAGUGGAGGGGUACUGAAAAUCCCACUGGAGCGAUGCUUCUCUUACAAAACCGAAGUGUCUUGUCUUGGAGCCAGGGAUCCUUACUGUGGCUGGGACCUGAGACAGAAAAAAUGUACUACCAUCGAGGAUAGCUCCAACAUGAGUCUGUGGAGCCAGAACAUCACCGACUGCCCGAUGAGAAACCUCACGGUGGAUGGUAAAUUUGGACCUUGGUCUCCGUGGCAACUAUGUGAGCAUACGGACAAGGAGGCCACAGGAUCGUGCAUGUGCCGCUCCCGGUCAUGUGACAGCCCUGCUCCACAGUGCGGAGGUCACGAGUGUGAGGGAUCCAGGAUUGAAGUGGCAAAUUGCUCAAGGAAUGGAGGUUGGACUUUCUGGGCUUCUUGGGCUCCAUGCAGUACCACCUGUGGAAUUGGAUUCCAGGUCCGCCAGCGUUCCUGCAGUAACCCCACACCCCGCUACGGAGGAAGAGUGUGUGUUGGCCAAAGCCGGGAAGAGCGGUUUUGUAAUGAGAACACCGCCUGUCCUUCUCCUGUCUUCUGGUCCAGUUGGGGCCCGUGGACCAAAUGCAGUGCCGACUGUGGUGGAGGGAUGCACCUGAGACAGAGGACCUGCCAAAAUGGGAACACCUGCCCGGGUUGUACUGUGGAACACAGGGCCUGUAAUGUGGACCCAUGUCCCGAGGUGCGCAGGAACACGCCGUGGACGCCCUGGAUGCCGCUCAACGUCAGCCAGAAUGGGGCCCGCCACGAGCAGCGCUUCCGCUACACCUGCCGGGCACCGCUAGCAGACCCGCACGAUCUCCAGCUGGGAAAGAAGAGGGUGGACAGCCGGUUCUGCCCCGUAGAUGGAACCUCAACCUGCUCUACUGACCAUCUUGUUGAUGACCUUUUAAAGUUCAGCCACCAAGCUCUCCGCAGGGUCAGCGGUGGAUGGUCGGCAUGGAUGCCAUGGUCAUCCUGUUCCCGGGAGUGCGAGACGGGCUUCCGCUCCAGGAAGAGGAGCUGCACCAACCCAGAGCCCAAGAAUGGAGGGCUGCCCUGCAUGGGAUCCCCCAUUGAGUAUGAGAAUUGUAACCAGCAACUUUGCCCAGUUAAGGGAGCUUGGUCCUGCUGGUCACCUUGGUCCCUGUGCUCUGCCACUUGUGGUGGUGGACACUACCAGCGUACACGGACCUGUACCAAUCCAGUGCCAGCUAACAGUGGGGACAUCUGCAUUGGGCUGCACUCAGAGGAAGCUCUCUGCAACACUCAGGCUUGUGAAGGUGGCUGGUCGGUGUGGACGGAGUGGAGCCUGUGCGAUGAAGACGGCACACAGUCCCGCAGUCGUCAGUGUGACGUGUCCAAUCCAGGGGUGGGGCAGUGUGUGGGGAACAGCACACAGUAUCGACCCUGUCUCUACAAUGAAAUCCCAGUGAUUCAACCUGCAAUUGGGAGUGACACCAGCUGCGGACGUUUCAGCAUCUACCACCUGGUUGCUACGGGUGUUGCCUCCUUCCUGGGCACGAGUCUCAUCACCCUGCUGAUCUACAUGUACUACCAACGAUGCCACAGGCAAUCUCAGGAGUCUACAGUCGUUCAUCCAAGCACUCCCAACCACUUAAACUACAAAGGCAGCAGUCAGGCAAACAAAAAUGAGCUCUACAAUCCUAUGGAAAUCAAGACUCUGAACAAGAACAAUUUGAUUCCUGAUGACAGAAGCAACUAUUUCUCCUCACUACAGCAGACGAAUGUGUACACCACAACAUAUUAUCCCAGCACCCUGAAUAAGUAUGACUACAGGCCUGACUCAUCACCUAGCAGAACCUACACCUAACUCCCACAGAGAUGGUGCUUAGAAAUGAACCAGAAAGGACCCCUGCAAGCAAACCAUAAUCAUAGCAAUGCUAGUAGGCAUCAUAGUAUCAGCCAAUCACAGUUCAAAUUUUCUUGAGGUCCUCCAUUAAAGAUUUGCACUUCUUCAAGAUCCAUAGUUCCGGCCAUCAAGACUCGUUUAUGACUUAUGAGAAACCAGGACUUAAUAAGCAAUGGAUUUUUUUUUAUAUAUAGACUCGCGGACGAAGAGAUAUAAUUCGUUUCUGACGGGAAAAGACUGAACAAAGCCGUAAAAAUGACCGCCACGACGGCUGAACAGUUCAAACGUUGCUGCGGCAACCAGUCAUCUCGAUGAAACUGUAGAUUUGCUGAGGAUUUCCUCAUCAAGAUUAAUUGGUACCUUGAGAAUGUGACUGUAGAACCAAGACGUGGAAAUACUCCUUCAGAACUGAGAGGGGAAAAAAAUGACAUUAUUUUUGUUAUUAAUCAAAAAGGGUUUUUUUUUCUCUUCCCCCUUCAGUGUUUCUUUCAGUUGGAUGUUCUGUGAAGCCUAACAGUAGCAAAGCAUAGUCUUACAUAGUAUUUACUGUAUAGAAAUGGGCCCUUUUGCCCAACAGGUCCAAGCCAGUGUUCAUCUUACCAGUGUUCACUCACAUUUCAUAUCCCCUAGUCGUAGGACCAUCAGAAUGUUCCUUGUUUUAAACUGACCUGUUGCUUGUAAUGUGUCCUCUGUCCCCGCAUCCCUUCCCUUUUCUCUGCUCCCUUUCCUUACUGUGAAUGUGAAAUGUUUUCUUUUAUGUAGGGAAGUCAGUUGAUUAAUAACCACCCUAUGACAUUGUAAAUUUGUUGGAUUUGGCACUUGGGGGAAGGAAGGAGAAGGAAGAACGUUCAGAAGGACAAAGCCAACAAUUCUUUGCUUAACCAGGGACUUCCAGCAAAUCAAUUUAUACCAUCAGAAAUUAAUUGUGAAAUAUUUAAAGCAACUGUAUUUUUUUUCUGUUGUUUAAUUGACAGAUCAAACACGCUUUUUACAAAGAAGUUAAAUCCCGUGCUUUGUUUAUUUGAGAGGAGUUGGAAUGGUACAGCAGAGCUGGAGGCCAUUCAGGCCGACAUGGUUGAGCCAGCUCAUUUAAAGAUCUAUCCAAUUCCCUGUACUCUGUCCAGAGCACUGAUCAUUUCCCCUUGCAACAAAAAAAAACUGCUGGAGGAACUAAACGGGUCAGACAGCAUCUGUGGAGGGAAACGGACACUUGAUGUUUCAGGUUGAGACCCUUUGUCUGGGUCUAUUUCUCUCCACAGAUGCUACCUGACCCGCUGAGUUCCUCCAGCAUUUUGGGGACACAAAAUAUUGUAGAUGCUGGAAUCUGGAACAACACACAAGAUGCUGAGUCUUGACCAGAAACGGCGACUGUCCAUUUCCCUCCACAGAUGCUGCCCGACCCGCUGAGUCCUUCCAGCAUCUUGUGUGUUCCUCCAGCAUUUUGUUUGUUGUUCCAGAUUCCAGCAUCUGCAGUCUCUUGUGUCUCAAUAGUUUUCCCUCCUCAUAUAUGUUACAAAGUUCCUUUGGAACCUGCUUUCCCUGUUGAACAUGACAGCCUAAGUGGAAAAAAAAGCAACUUUUUUGUUGCCAUUUAUUUUAAAUCUCUGUUGUGUGGUUAUUUAAAGGCCUGAUUUUAGUGAGUUUGUUGUUGAAAUAAUUUUAAGGAGGGAAGAUGAACUCUUAGCAUUAUUUUAAAAAAAUGUUUGCAGCCACUUUAAGGAGAAGUGCAAUUAAUUUAACAUUGGAUUGCAACCCCUGGUUGGAAAGGGCGGAUUGGAUUCUUGUAUGGAUUCCCAGAUUUUUCAUUCUCAUUUCCUUUGGGAUUUGGAACUCACUGUCUGUGGGGGAGGUGGAAACAGGGAAUUGGUUAGGCAUCAGUGGUGGGAGGUAAUGAGAAAUGGUUUGUUCCUCAGAGAGCACAGUUUCAGUGGACUAAAUGGCCUCCUGUGCCAUAACGAUUCUAUAAUUUUAUGAUUAUACUGUUAUGAUCUCCAAGACUAAUUACUUUUGAAAUCAGCAAACUCCUGAACAAGUAAUUCAGGGUGAAUCCUUUGAUGGUUUAUACGCACCCUUGUCCCUUAAUAUGAUCACUUCAGUUCAUGUUUGGAAGAUCUAAUUACUGCUUCACCCUUGAUUAACCUACUCCGUUGAAAUAUGGCCUUUGAUGUUUGACAUGAACAGGUUGUUCUGAGAACUGGACACAGGAGAAUUCAUCCUCUAAAUUCAAAGUCAAAGGCGAGUUUAUUGUCAUCUGCACAAGUACAUGUUUAAUUACAGGUGCAAUGAUAAACUUACUUGCAGCAGCAACACAGAUGCAUAGCAUCAGAUAAGCAGCAUUCACAAGGAAAACAUAAACAUAAAUUAUACAUAAUUUUUACAAGAAAUAAUACAAUUAGAACAAAAAUAAGUCCAUUUUAGUGAAAAGUGGUCAUAGUGUUGCUAAACUGUACUGAUUAUGGUUAUGCUGAUUGGUUCAAGAACUGAAUGGUUGAAGGGAAGUAGUUGUUCCUGAACCUGGUGGUGUGGGACUUCAGGCUUCUGUACCUCCUGCCCGAUGGUAGCUGUGAGAAGAUGGCGUGGCCCGGAUGGUGGCCCUAUGGUGCCAUAACAUGUUCUGAGUUUGUUUCUUUCAUUGUGUCCUGGAGACAUAUAGCACAGAAUCAGGCUCUUUGGCUCACCAUCUCUAUGCCGACCAUUAAGUAUGAAUCCAUACUAAUCCCAUCCACCAUCACUUCGUCCGUAGCUUGCUAUGCCUUGGUGAUUCAAGUGCUCUUGCGGAUACUUCUUGAAUGUUGUGAGAGCUCUUUCACCUAUUUCUUCCUCACAGGAUAUGGAGGUCAAUGGCAAACCCUGUAUUGGGAUUGGUUUAUUAUUGUCACUUGUACCGAGGUACAGUGAAAAACUUGCCUUGCAUACUGAUCGUACAGGUCAAUUCAUCACACAGUGCAGAUACAUUGAGUUAGUACAGAGUGCAUUGAGGUAGUACAGGGUAAAAACAAUAACAGAAUACAGAGUAAAGUGUCACAGCUACAGGGAAGGGUUUUAUCCUUAAUCCCGCUACUCAAGAGGUAGUUAAAAGCCAACCACAUUGGUGGGUCUGGAGUCAUGUACAGUCAGGUAAGACCAGGUAAGGACAGCUGAUAUCCUUCCCUGAAGGGUGUUAGUGUAGAUGAGGUUUAGAGAAAAUUCAAUGGUCUUGUGGUCACCAUUAUUAAUUCAAUUUUUUAAAAAAUUCCGGAUGUAUUUAGUUGUUUGAAUUUACACUCCACUGCUGCCAUGAUGUGAUUCAUACUUACUUUUCUGCAUUAAUAGUGCAGAACUCUCUGCUAAUCCAGUAACAUAACCAUUGCACUACCAUAGCCUCUAUUGAAAUGAUGGCACGGUGGUAUCUCACAACUCCAGUGACCCGGGUUCGAUCCUGACCUCGGGUGCAAUCUAUGUUGAGUCUGCACGUUCUCCCCGUGACCAUGUGAGUUUAGAGUCAUGGAGUAAUGCAGCAUGGAAACAGGCCCUUCGGCCCAACUCAUCCAUGCUGACCAAGAUGCCCAGCUAAACUAGUCCCAUUUGUCCGUGUUUGGCCCAUAUCCCUCCAAACCUUUCCUAUCCAUGUACCUGCCCAAGUGUCUUUUAAAUGUUAUUGUACCUGCCUCAACCACUUCCUCUGACAGCUCGUUCCAUAUACUGACCACCCUCUGUGUGAAGAAGUUGCCCCUCAGGUUCCUUUUAAAUCUUUCCCCUCUCACCUUAAACCUAUGCCCUCUAGUUUUUGCUUCCCUUUCCCUGGGGAAAAGACUGUGUGCAUUCACCCUAUCUAUGCCCCUCCUGAUUUUAUACACUUCUAUAAGGUCACCCCUCAGUCUCCUACAUUCCAAGGAAUAAAGUCUGAGCCAGCUCAAUCUCUUCCUAUAGCUCAGGCCCUCAAGUUCUGGCAAUAUGCUAGUAAAUGUUCUUUGUGCUCUUUCCAGCUUAAUGUUGUCUUUCCUAUAACAGGGUUUCCCCUGAGUGCUCUGUUUCCCUCCCACAUCCCAAAGACGUGUGGGUUCUUAGGUUAAUUGGCCGCUGUAUAUUGCCCCUAAUUUAGGUAGGUGAUAGGAUUGAUGGGAAUGGAAGGGAGAAUGUUAAAGGAAAAAUCUUGGAGGAUGGGAUUACUCUGCGAGCUGGCAUAGACUCGAUGGGCUUUAUGGCCUUCUUUUCUGUUGUAGAGGGAUUAAUUACAGAUGGACAAUAAAUAUGGAAAGAUAAAUGGAAAUAGUUCCAGUAUUUUGUCCAUGUGUGUUACUGCAUUGAACGUUUAGUGCACAAGACAAAAAAUGUCUAACAUAGCAACACCAGAAUUAACAAUUCCAUUGCAGUUCAAGUACAGGAUUUCUCCUGCUGGCUUGAUACUGUGCUCUGAGCAACUCCUGACCCGUCAUCAGACUGUGACGAGAUACAGAGAUGGUCCUGGAAUGAAGAGCAGACUAGUGGUUAUGCUAAGGGAUUGGAUGAGUCUCUGAGAUCGGGGUUGAAGUGCAUUGAUGUAGCACUUGAUGGCUUGAUAAUAAGCUCAAAAAAUCUUUCCUUUAUCCAUGCAUUGUCUUAAUCCAGAUGACCUCAGUUACAAAAAAAUGACAUGGAAUGAAUUUUUUUUAAUGUUUACCGAAGCUCAAUUCAGAGCUGGACAAUUGGUAUCAGUAUUGAUUUGUAUUGUCACAUAUACUGAAAUACAGUGAAAAGCUUUUGUUUUGCAUGCCAUCCAGACAGAUUGUUCCAUACAUAAGUAGACUGAAGUAGUAAAAAGUAAAGCAGAAUGCAGAAUAUAGUGUUACAGUUACAAAGAAACUGCAGUGCAGGUAGACAAAUAAAGUGUAAGGGCCAUGAGGCAGUAUUGGUAUUGGUUUAUUAUUGUCACGUACCGUGAAAAACUUGUCUGGCAUACCAAUCGUACAGAUCAAUUCAUUACACAGUGCAGCUACAUUGAGUUAGUACAGAGUGCAUUGAGGUAGUACAGGGUAAAAACAAUAACAGUACAGAGUAAAGUGUCACUGCUACAGAGGAAGUGCAGUGCAGAUAGACAAUAAGGUGCAAGGUCACAACAAGGUAGAUUGUGAGGUCAGAGUCCAUCUCAUUGUAUAAGGGAACCAUUCAAUAGUCUUAUCACAGUGGGGUAGAAGCUGUCCUUGAACCUGGUGGUAUGUGCCCUCAGGCUCCUGUAUCUUCUGCCUGAUGGGAGAGGAGAGAAGAGAGAAUGACCCGGGUGGGUGGGGUCUUUGAUCAUGCUGACUGCUUCCCCAAGGCAGUGAGAGGUAUAGAGUCCAUGGAGGGGAGGCUGGUUUUCAUGACACGCUGGGCUGUGUCCACAACUCUCUGCAGUUUCUUGUAGUCCUGGGCAGAGCAGUUGCCGUACCAAGCUGUGAUGUAUCCAGAUAGGAUCAAGAGUUCAUGUUUAGUGUACCCUUUAUCUUUAAUUGAAGACAGAGUGUGCAGCUGGUAUAGGGACUGCCUCACAACACCAGGGACACGGGUUCGAUCCUGACCUUGGGCGUGGAGUUUGCACGUUCUCCCCGUGACAAGUGUGGGUUUUCCUCUGGGUGCUUCGGUUUCCUCCCACAUCCCAAAGACAUGCAGGUUGGUAGGUUAACUGGUCACUGUAAAUUGUCCCUGGUGGGUAGCUGGGUGGUAGAAUUUGGGAGUAAUAGAUGGAAAUAUGUGGAGAAUAAAAAAAAAAUGGACAAUGUAGGAUUAGUGUAAAUGGGUGGUUGAUGGUAGCCACAGACUCAGUGAGCUGACUGCUCUGUUUCUAUGGCUCUAUGACCCUAAAUUUUAGCUUAUAGUUACCUGAGUAAAAGCUGUGACUGUUUGUUAAGCUGUGACUAAAGUUCUUGAUGACCUUG